Mytilus trossulus (common blue mussel) is the source of this 526-nucleotide messenger RNA. RefSeq lists its product as uncharacterized. The record is from RefSeq and is a predicted model, not a curated record. Lineage: Eukaryota; Metazoa; Mollusca; Bivalvia; Mytilida; Mytilidae. The transcript has 4 exons. The coding region runs from base 43 to 516 and encodes 157 amino acids.
UUUUAUUUUGAAAAUAUCCACACAUUAAGCACGACAUUCGCUAUGUAUUGUGUGUUUGUACUAUUUGGACUAGUUUUGGUUUAUUGUCAUGCUGAUGAAUGCAGUUAUCCAUACCGACGAGUUGGUAAAGGAUGUUAUCUUAUACAAAAAGAUAGUGUGUCCGGUGAUACUGCUUUUGCAAAAUGCUUACGACGAGGUGCAUAUCUAGCAAACUUUGAAACUCUAAAUGAAGCUAUGUUGAUGAAGUACGAACUUCAAAAAAUGAAAACAGGUGUGCAUUAUUAUGUCGGUGGACGUAACAUCAAUAGGUACAAGACCGGUGGUGAUUGGAGAUGGAUAAAAAAGGACGGAGAAAUGGUCAAGAUGAAGUACUUUGCAUUUGAUAAUGGAGAACCAAAUGGAACAUUAAAGGCUGCACAAGAUUGUAUGUUCUUCUAUGCUUCUAGAGGAUAUAGGUUCCAUGCUGUCUCGUGUGCAAUUGGUGGUUUACUUGGAGGUUAUAUUUGCGAGAAAUAAAUUAUGAUUU